Plectropomus leopardus (leopard coralgrouper) is the source of this 3408-nucleotide messenger RNA. NCBI's taxonomy places the organism in Eukaryota, Metazoa, Chordata, Actinopteri, Perciformes, Serranidae. The record is from RefSeq and is a predicted model, not a curated record.
GGUGUCGGAGCUCUGCACGGCAAAGGAGCAACCACAGCGAGACGCGGCGAUCAAGGGGAUGCGGCAUCGGUACGCGGGAGCUGUCCAUCAGCACCACAUCCCCGACGAAAAGCAAGCAAGCAGCAAGCAGAGCCGAGACCCAGUCGCUCCUGUUUUCAGCCUGCCGCCCCCGCCCUCUUCUCACCACCGAGACCGCACUCCGACCACCGCCGCUCACCGCCAGAGCCUCCAGGAGCUACCUUGUCUGAGCCAGCCCUCCCGGAGACCUGUUCACAGUGGCGACCCUCUACCUCUGGCGAGCUACGACACCGCCCAGCGACCUUCACACCGAGCCAGUGAACCCAGCACCGGGCAGCACCUGCAGCGGGAUCCCUGGGCCCCGGCCGGCUCUCAGCAGCAGCAGCAGCCGCAGUCGGAGAAGCAGCCUGUUUUUCCGAGCUGCCACUGCAGUUUUUCCGAACAGGAGGCGAGCCUUUCUCAAAACCAUCACCAUCCUGCCGAUCCUUUCCCACCGCAGCCCUCCCCUCCUUUUCCGCCGCCUAUACUACCGCCGCCACCAACGUCGUCCUCCUCCUCUCUGCUGUUUUCCCGGGAAUCUAAACGCGGGGAUCGACUCCGAAGGAGUGCCAAUAAUUACCAACAGGCAAGCAUCGUGGAACGCUGCAGGGGAGGAGGAGGAGCAGGAGGGCACCGAGACCACAGGCAGUUGUUGCAGCAACAGCAGCAGCAGCAGCAGCAGCAACAGCAGCAGCAGCAGCACAGUCAUUUAAGACUCCAACAGAGGGACCCCUCCCCUGAAGGAACCCGUGCAAACUCGCAGAAAGGGCGCUCUUUAAAUGUAUGUGAGUCAACCGAGGCUAGCAGGAGAGCAUUCGAGUCUCAGACUCAGGAGCUGCAGCAGCAACAGAUCCCACAAUUACGAGCGCAGCAGCAGCUACUGGUGGGGAGCAGCUUGCCUAUCAACUACUGCGCCAGCGGCUCAGGAGAGCUAUGUAGGACUCACCAGGCUCCACUGCUGCAACAGCAAGAGCAGCAGCAGCAGCGGCAGCAGCAGCAAGGCGCACUGGGGCUCUGUCCCCAGCGUCCGCAGCACUGUGAACAAGACCGCAAUAAGUCUGGGAGGAUCACCGCGCAGGGCGAUCAGGCGCAGCCACACAGCCGCGACUCCCGCGUAACCCCCCCGGUAACACAGCAGACGUACGCGGGGAACUCGUCUGCGACUGGCAGCAACAGCAGCAAAGAAAGCCCCAACUACGGCUCCAGCUAUCACCUGUGGCCAGAGAGCCCGCAUAAAGGAGAGGAGAGGAUACGCAUCGACCUCCAUAAGGCCACUACUGAGCAGAAGAAGCUGAGCCAUGCUGGAUCCAAGCCCUCCCUCUCCGAGAGCAGCAGCCGACUCCCUCAGAUAGCCAUGAACACCUGCAAGUACAAUGGCGGAGUGGUGAGACCACUAGUGGGCAGCCUGGCGUCCUCGUCGCGCCGCAACCUCGCGGAGCUCGACUCGGAGACGCAGCCCUUGCAGACGCUGCACAGCUCUGGCCUGGAGGUGGUGGUGUCCAAGGGCAACGGCGGAGAAGACCCCAGCAAGGCGUCCAACGAGAGCUUGGUUAGGGAGGGCAGUGGGCGUGGCGGAGGCAGGGCGCCGCAGAAGAAGAACAGGGACAUUGGCUACAAGCUCGGCCACCGGAGGGCGCUAUUUGAAAAGCGGAAGCGGCUCAGUGACUACGCACUCAUCUUCGGGAUGUUUGGGAUUGUUGUCAUGGUGACAGAGACGGAACUGUCAUGGGGGGUUUACACUAAGGAAUCUUCAUACUCAUUUGCACUGAAAUGCCUUAUCAGCCUUUCCACUGUUAUAUUGCUUGGUCUUAUAAUAAUGUACCAUGCCCGUGAAAUCCAGCUGUUUAUGGUCGACAAUGGUGCGGACGAUUGGAGGAUAGCCAUGACGUAUGAGCGGAUCUUCUUCAUCGUGCUGGAGCUGCUGGUGUGUGCCAUCCAUCCCAUCCCGGGCCAGUACGUCUUCACCUGGACGGCACGGCUGGCCUUUACCUACACGCCGUCGGUGGCCGAUGCUGACGUGGACAUCAUCCUCUCCAUCCCCAUGUUCCUGAGACUCUACCUGAUAGGCAGGGUUAUGUUACUCCACAGCAAGCUGUUCACGGACGCUUCGUCUCGCAGCAUCGGCGCCCUCAACAAGAUCAACUUCAACACACGCUUUGUCAUGAAGACCCUCAUGACCAUCUGUCCAGGAACUGUUCUGCUGGUGUUCAGUAUAUCCUCCUGGAUCAUUGCUGCAUGGACUGUGCGCGUCUGUGAGAGGUAUCACGACAAACAGGAAGUGACCAGUAACUUCCUGGGAGCCAUGUGGCUCAUCUCGAUUACCUUCCUCUCCAUUGGCUACGGGGACAUGGUACCACACACGUACUGUGGGAAAGGCGUGUGUCUGCUUACAGGGAUUAUGGGAGCUGGUUGCACUGCACUGGUGGUUGCAGUGGUAGCCAGGAAGUUGGAGCUGACCAAGGCUGAGAAACAUGUCCACAACUUCAUGAUGGACACACAACUCUGCAAACGAGUAAAGAACACAGCUGCCAAUGUACUCAGGGAAACAUGGCUCAUCUACAAACACACUAAGUUGGUCAAGAAGAUAGAUCAUGCCAAGGUGCGGAAACACCAGCGCAAGUUUCUCCAAGCCAUUCACCAAGCUCAGAAACUGCGCAGUGUGAAGAUGGAGCAGAGGAAACUAAACGAUCAGGCCAACACCUUGGUGGACCUGGCGAAGACCCAGAAUGUGAUGUAUGACCUGGUGUCAGAGCUGCAGGAGCGCAGUGAGGAGCUGGACAAGCGCAUCGGCACGUUGGAGGACAAGCUGGACUCGGUGACGGGCAGCCUGCAGGCGCUGCCCUGCCUCAUCUCCCAAGCCAUAACCCAGCAGCAGCAGGACUUCCUGGACGGCUUUGUUCACCGCUUUCGGCCCGCCUCACUAGCCUCAGAGCGCUCCGAACGCUCGGAGCGAUCCUGGACUUCCACCGCCCGUAGGCGGCGCUCUCCCUCCACAGCACCACACACCUCCUCUGAUAGCGGAUAACCUUGACAAACCCUCUGCAAUCACCUUCGAGCCUCACCUCUCCCAAACCAACUCGUCACCUCAUUCUGUCCUAUCCAAAGCUGUCCCUGUAACCGCUGGCGAGUCCAUGUCUGGACUAAUAAUGAACCCAUAUCUUGACCCCUGACCUGAUCCUUGCCCUUCCUCUCUUCCUCCCACUCAUUCCCUCUCCUGUUCCUCCCUACCCAACAUCAAAUCCAAAAACCAAUUCCUCUGUGACUGAGCCUCUCAGCACAGGACUGGAUCAGAGCUACUCCAAAAGAACAAAGAAAAGCAAACAAAGACUAAAAUCGAGAAAAAACACAAAU